Messenger RNA from Hevea brasiliensis (rubber tree), 1006 nucleotides. RefSeq lists its product as uncharacterized. The record is from RefSeq and is a predicted model, not a curated record. NCBI's taxonomy places the organism in Eukaryota, Viridiplantae, Streptophyta, Magnoliopsida, Malpighiales, Euphorbiaceae. Gene Ontology annotation, biological process: mitochondrial respirasome assembly. The coding region runs from base 291 to 680 and encodes 129 amino acids. The transcript has 4 exons.
UAAAAUGGUAAAACUUAAAACAUUUAACAAUCUCCGUGAUCCAAUCCUUGGCUUGCUGGUUGCUGCAGAUCUACAGAGAGGAGAGAACACUUCAAUUUCUAUUAUCUAACUCUCUCUCUCUCUGCAACCCAAUCAACCCUAGCUCGUUUUGACCCACCACUGCUGCCAUUGACAAUUCUUCAACCCACAAUACCAAAAUCCAAACUGAAAAUUCGGUUGUUGGACUUCUUUGUUUGCUGUAGAUUCGAUUUUCCUUUUUCGGAAAAUUUUUUUUAGUGUUUUUACCAGCAAUGAAAGAAGGGAAAUCGACUAAAUUGAAUAAUCAGCAAUUACAGCAACAUCAAAACGGCCACUUUUCUCCUUUCAAAAUUGCCAAAUUGUUGGAUCCAGAGGCUUCUUGGGACAAGGAUCAGCUGGGUGAUGUCUUGCAUUGGAUUAGGCAAGUAGUGGCCCUUGUAUGUGGAUUGCUUUGGGGUGCCAUACCUUUGGUUGGGGGCAUAUGGAUUGCCGUUUUCCUCUUGAUAUCCUCUGGGAUUAUAUAUGGUUAUUAUUCAAUAAUAUUAAAGGUUGACGAGGAAGAAUAUGGUGGUCAUGGCGCUCUCCUCCAAGAGGGACUUUUUGCUUCUAUUACUCUGUUUCUGCUCUCAUGGAUUCUAGUAUACAGUUUGGCUCACUUCUGAUUGACUUGGUACCCCAAUUUGGCUUCCUUGCGCCUUCUCCACAUCAAAGCUUUGUGUGAUCUUAAUCAGUUGGAUGAGGCACCAUAGCCCUGAAAACUAUGAGAGAGUUCUUGCAAUUAUUAUCACUUAGCUACACUAUGAUGGUGGAACAUCUUGAUUUUGUAGUAUGUCAACUUCCCAUUGAUGAUAAAUCAAUCUUUAGUUCAACGUUGUCAUAGAUGUUGCUCCAGAUGUUGCAAUUUAUGGGCUGCGCAUCUGGCAGUCAAAAUUCUGAAUUCGCUCAAUUUGAAUGAUUAAUGCAGUUUGUAGAGAGGAAAUAUUAUUUA